This is a messenger RNA of Prorocentrum cordatum, 1075 nucleotides long. The record is from the annotation of a GenBank genome assembly. NCBI's taxonomy places the organism in Eukaryota, Dinophyceae, Prorocentrales, Prorocentraceae.
GGAAUGUGCUUGGGGGUCCCAUGACGGACCCACGAAUCCCCAAGAGAGCGCCAAAAAUGGGUCCGAGGAUGCUGUCGUAGCCAUUUGCCUCAAACUUCUCUGUGCACUCGAGGUGUUCAGCCGCGGCAAAUUGAUUACAUGCUGUCCUGGGCGAAGACGCCACUGCGGGCACUGCCCGUGUGGAAAUCUGCGCGGAUGGCAAGCAGCGUCAAGAUACCUGCUACCGUGCAGCCGCACCAUAAGUUCAGUUUGGCAAGUGAUGGGUUCAUGUGCCUCACCUAUCCAGCCUCACAUUACAAGAUCGUGGCGAAGUUCUUGAUGGACCAUGGUGCCGAGCAACGGUCGCACGUGACAGACGCAAUCGAUUCUGGCAUCACCAGCUUCUCCAUCGACGGGGCGCCAUCUGUUGAGCUGUUCGUGGCUGGGAGUUGGGAAGAACUGCAUGUAACGGCUGAGAACUUGGUUGGGGAAACCAUGGUAAUGGGCCUUGCUUUCGCAUACCGGGACUUCUCGGCGUUGGCGCGUCAUCGUGUCAGCGAGGUUUUGCCGCCGAGGGAAGUGAUUACGUAGAGCAGCAUGCUGGUGGGACACCGACAGAGAACUCCUGGAACCAACGUAAGUUAGCAUUUGGUUUGGAGCCCAGUGCCUCGGCAGCGUUUCGUACAGCACCGCAGCCAGGCAUUUGGUGCACGUUGGUUCGAAAAUGAUGCGACCGCGUGGACCCAAUCGUGCAAAUGUGUGGGGGACCAUUUGUGCGUGGUGUGUGUUCUGGUGCAGAUGUGGUGGAUCACCCUCACGUCGAUCGACCCCAAGCAUGAAUGCACGAACCGCAUGCGGGACAAUGGCAAAAUCAGCAACAACUGAAUCUAAGAACACGCAGUCCUGAUGACCAGUGAUGAAGCCUUUCUAUUAAAGUGCACUGGGGAGCAACCACACGAUAGUGCGACCCACAGCAGUCUGACCCGGGGGGGCAGGCGUAUGGAUCCGCACCAGGCCAAGCCAUACGGAUGUGGCCUUCUUGAGGCCAUCGUGGAGGAGAUCGAUCAGAGGAGGGGCCGUAGAACAUUAGCCCCCC